CAAUAAAAUUCCAAGAUGGGCUUAGGCCCAUAAAUAAUAAUCCAUUUUAAUAUAUGAUCUCAAUAUCCCAGACCAUAAGCAAGUCAGCCCAACUCUCUUCCGACAACCAGCUGUACGGACGGCGGUGAACGGCGGCGACGGUGGUGAUUCUAUUUGCAGUAGAAAAUCACAAGGUUACGUGAUAUUUCUUGCAAUUUCUUCUCAGCUCGAAGCAAGAUUUGAAAGAGCAUCAUCUGCCUUUUGUUUUCCGCGGUUGCUCAAUCUAAGAAGUUUUAUAUCUCUAGUAAUCUUGGUUCUUCAUUCACUUGAAUAUGUCUUUGCGUGGACCUCCACUUCCUCGACUUCUGCUGAACAAUGUCUCGUGUAUGAGAAAUGCUCAACAAAUUUUGCGCCACGUUAAUGUUUCCCUCCAUGAUGGUGGUGCACUUGUAUUAACGGGCACUAAUGGCUCCGGUAAAUCCACGUUCUUGCGUAUGUUGGCUGGUUUCUCGAAACCAUCAGCUGGCGAGAUACUUUGGAAUGGUCACGACAUAACCGAUUCAGGAGUUUUUCAGCAGUACAAACUCCAGCUCAACUGGCUCUCUCUUAAGGACGCGAUCAAAGAGAAGUUCACGGUCCUCGACAAUGUUCAAUGGUUCGAAGUUCUUGAAGGUAAGCAAGGACGGUCUCUGCCAGCUUUGCAGCUUAUGGGGCUCGGAAGAUUAGUAAACGAUAAAGCACGUAUGCUUUCUAUGGGUCAACGGAAAAGGGUACAACUCGCCAGAUUGCUAGCCAUUGAUCGGCCUAUUUGGUUGCUCGAUGAACCUUCAGUAGCAUUGGAUGACGAAGGUGUGAAAUUGCUCGAGUAUAUUAUCGCAGAGCACAGAAAAAAAGGCGGUAUCGUCAUUGUUGCCACUCAUCUGCCAAUCGAGAUCGAGGAUGCAAUGUUCUUAAGGCUUCCACCAAGGUUCCCGAGACGGAUGACUUUGGUAGACAUGCUCGAUCGAGGCGGCCUCGACUAAUGAAAGCUCUGCAAUGAAUUCAAAUGGGAGCAAAUCCAGUUUGUUUCAUCUGCAAACUGAGUACAAAUCGGAUUUUUUAAUUUUUGUUCUUACUCAGUGUUCGUAUCUGUAUUGAGGUUCGAUUAAGUCGGUUCAUAAAUUACGCAGAAAUUUAUUUACAUUGUGUGGAAUGUAAUGCAAAGCAACAAUACAGGUAUUACUUUGGUUCAAUGAAGUUAGAUGAGCACCAUGAAGUCUCAGGUUUAAGGUUUAAUUCCUAACAGAGAAUGGAUAUGUCAAUUACUACUCUGCGUAUCUGAUGUGUGCUUCGGAGUAUUGGAAUGCUGAUCAGAGGCGGGCGACGGUAGAAGACACUAGGACAGAGUUACCUAGUAUUUGUUGCUAGGGGUGGGCGUUUGGUAUUCGGUUCGGUAUUUUCAAAGUUGAGGUUCAGUAAUUCGGUAAUCGGUAUUUGAACAUAGAUACCACAUACCAUACUUAUGAAUAUCGGUUUAACAUCGGUUUGGUAAUUUGGUAACCGAUAUAUUAAACUUCGGUUCGGUACGAUAUUUGGUUUUACCAUAUUAAAGUUAGAGAAAUGCAAAUGUAUGUUUAAACUUUUAAGAGUAUAUUUAAUAGAAAUCUUAUUUAGCAUUC
Capsicum annuum is the source of this 1637-nucleotide messenger RNA. Its product is annotated as ABC transporter I family member 1. Bases 312 to 1001 code for a protein of 229 amino acids. The transcript is spliced from 2 exons. Gene Ontology annotation, molecular function: ATP binding; transmembrane transporter activity; ATP hydrolysis activity. Lineage: Eukaryota; Viridiplantae; Streptophyta; Magnoliopsida; Solanales; Solanaceae. The record is from RefSeq and is a predicted model, not a curated record. Gene Ontology annotation, biological process: cytochrome complex assembly.